Molecule: messenger RNA, 5031 nt
Organism: Alosa sapidissima (American shad)
Lineage: Eukaryota; Metazoa; Chordata; Actinopteri; Clupeiformes; Clupeidae
Gene: gna12a
Product: guanine nucleotide binding protein (G protein) alpha 12a
Exons: 4
Coding region: 526-1683 (385 amino acids)
Biological process (GO): adenylate cyclase-modulating G protein-coupled receptor signaling pathway; Rho protein signal transduction
Cellular component (GO): heterotrimeric G-protein complex; brush border membrane
Molecular function (GO): D5 dopamine receptor binding; G-protein beta/gamma-subunit complex binding; GTPase activity
Source: RefSeq, a predicted model, not a curated record
CAAAAUAAACUUCCAGCUAUCGGGAGAGAAAAGAAAGGAUACGCGGCUGGCUCCCGAAAACUUUUCCUAGGACCAGUUAGGAGUUAAGCGCCAACAUUUUGUAUGUAUUUACAUGUUUAAUGAUUUAUCAGAUUACGCAUUGAUGGCACUACUUACGAAUGGAACCUGACAGGAACGCAUGCUGAUAUCGGUUCCACUGUCUGUGUCAACCGCCUUUGUUAGAUAGACGAGCUUUUAACUGUCUUCAUCACUUUAGUUGCAUUGCUGGAAUACAAAUGUUGGCUUUAUAAAGAUGAGAUGGUUCUUAUUUAGCUAUAUAGCUAUUCAGUUAGUUGUUUAUUCAGCCAAACCAACUUGUCAGUUAUAAUUUUACUUUUUCGUGUUUUAGUUUACUUAAGAGGCAUGCUUCUCGAAAUGUAUUGAAGGAACCUCCAACUCCAAACUCCAAACCUCUCGCAUAUUCCGAAAACGUCUUAUGCAAAGUGAUCUACGAGAUUACAUUGGUGGUUCACAUAAUUAGAAACGAUGGCUGGCGUGGUGCGCACCCUUAGCCGGUGUUUGCUCCCAGCCGAAGCCAGCCGUGAGAGAAGUAACAGCAAAGAGAGAACUCGGGACACUAGAGAUCCAAAUCAAGAACGAGAGGCAAAGAGACGCAGUCGAGAAAUUGAUGCUAUGCUCGCCCGUGAGAGACGGUCAAUCCGCCGGCUGGUGAAGAUUCUGCUCCUUGGAGCCGGGGAAAGUGGGAAAUCCACGUUCUUGAAGCAGAUGAGGAUUAUCCAUGGGAAGGAGUUCGACCAGAAAGCACUGCUGGAGUUCAGGGAUACUAUCUUUGAAAACAUCAUUAAGGGGAUGAGGGUGCUGGUGGACGCCCGUGACAAGCUGGGUGUGACCUGGCAGAACUCGGAGAAUGAGAAGCACGGCAUGUUCGUCAUGGCUUUUGAGAACAAGGCCGGGCUGCCCGUGGAGCCCUGCACCUUCCAGCUGUACGUGCCCGCUCUGCAGGCCUUGUGGGGGGACACGGGGAUACAGGAGGCCUACGGCCGCCGCAGCGAGUUCCAACUGAGUGAAUCAGUUAAGUACUUCCUGGACAACUUAGAUCGCAUUGGGGAACUGAGCUACGUCCCAAGCAGGCAGGAUAUCCUCCUGGCCAGGAAAGCGACUAAAGGUAUUGUGGAACAUGACUUUGUCAUCAAGAAGAUCCCCUUCAAGAUGGUGGACGUCGGGGGCCAGCGCUCACAGCGGCAGAAGUGGUUCCAGUGCUUCGACGGCAUCACCUCCAUCCUCUUCAUGGUCUCGUCCAGCGAAUAUGACCAGGUCCUGAUGGAGGACCGGCGCACCAACCGCCUGGUGGAGUCCAUGAAUAUCUUCGAGACCAUCGUAAACAACAAGCUCUUCUCCAACGUCUCCAUUAUCCUCUUCCUCAACAAGAUGGACCUGCUGGUGGAGAAGGUGGGUCAGGUGAGCAUCCGGAAGCACUUCCCGGACUUCCGAGGCGACCCACAUCGUGUGGAGGACGUGCAGGCCUACCUGGUGCAGUGCUUCAACCGCAAGCGGCGCAACCGCAGCAAGCCACUGUUCCAUCACUUCACCACCGCCAUCGACACGGAGAACAUCCGCUUCGUGUUCCAUGCCGUCAAGGACACCAUCCUGCAGGAGAAUCUCAAGGACAUCAUGCUGCAGUGAGAGCAAGCUUCCUUUAGCUGUUGGGCUCCGGCAGAUGGGCCUGUCUGACUGCACUGUAUGUCCUCAACAAACCCCCCACCACACACACACACACACACACACACACACACACACACACACACACACACACACACACACACACACACACACCUCUCCUCACAAACCAGAAGAUUGCUAUUUUGUCCUCCACUGAUAUUCUAGACGGAGACUAGAGCAAGUGUCCUACCAGACCUGUGGACACUCUAGUGUGAUCUCCAUUUACAGUGUUUGACUUCGAGUGAUUUUUAUUUUAGAUGAGUUGAGGAAAUGUUUAAAACACCAGAUUACCAAUGUCACUCCCUUACAGUAUGAGCGAUAUGUCACAACUUUCACAUUUAGGAUGGGUCAUUUUAUUAUCUUGCUGGAAAUUAUGUUGUCAAAUGUUUUUUGGACCAGGGUAACAUCUUCUCUUGCAGUUCAAUAUUCAGAGCAAAACACUGAGCUAUUAAUUGUAUAUAUGCAUGUGAAUGGAGGUUUAUGUAUGUAAUCUACGGUUGGCAACUGUGUGUGUGUGUGUGUGUGUGUGUGUAUGUGUGUGUGUGUGUGUGUGUGUGUGUAAAAGGAGGAACGUUGUCCUUUCCAUUGUACUGACUGAUUCAAUGUUGUUUUGAGGAUGAGACAAUGAAAUUACAAGGACAUUCACCAGGGACGUCCUGUGUUACCAACCAAUCAGAUUUGAGCAACAGUCUCCCUCUAAAAUUAAGGAUACUGCCAUGGUAAUUGUUGGAAAAUAUCCAGAGAUUUGCCUCAUAAUUGUGUUUUAGUUACUCAGAGAAAGGGAAGGUCAUUUUAUGUAAAAAAAAAAAAAAAGAUCAGAUUAUUUGCUGUUUGGUGCAAAUCAUAUUCAGAUUUGGGGAGUUACUGUACGGUAUGUAUAAAUUCACAGCUCCGGUAUGUUUUGCUAACGGAUGAAACUCGAGCAAUGCCCAAGGAAUUUGCACUGGCUCCCUUCCAGCAGUGUCAGUAUUACGGAAGGCAACAAAAAGCUGUUCCGAUAUCCUGUUGCACUGAACAUUCCAACUGAGCUGUUUUUGAAUCUUGAGACAUCGUUGAUAUUUUUCAUGUCAGCUGUACAUUUUUUUUUUUCUGAUUACAAAAGUGAGUGAUGAGUGAAUCACUUCAGUUGUUGCCUUUAACAGUGGUUUCCCGAAACAUCCUACAAAUUGGUGGAUUCCAGCAGCAUUAAUUAUGCCCUCACUUAUAUGUAAAUAAGCAAAAAAGGGGGUUUAAUGAAUGAGUUUCAAGUGUUUUCAUCUUUGAAUGACUGAUUGUUUUUGUGUGGAGGGAUAGCCAUGCAGUGACAACUCUUUGUUGAUACUGGCACAUCUGUUCUACAGAACAGACUGACGCAGCUGGUCAAUAUUGAUGGAAGAUGUUUGUAAAAAGUGUAUUAUCACUGAAAUGCCCCCAUCACCACUUCCAACAGAACCACUGUUGUGUCUCCCAACAGCUCCACUGCACUGUGUUCUUGUGCUGAUGUGUUUGAGGGGUCCCAGGGAGACGCUGGGCCUGUACCGCUCUCUGAAAAUUGAAUUGAAACUCCUCAAAUGCUUCUCUCCAUUUAUAGUGUAAUUGAACUUUCUCUAGGGGAUUCUUGGGGAAAAUGUCCUGGAAUUAGCCAAACAGUAUAAAUAGUCCAAAAUAUGCUCUCUCUCUCUCUCUCUCUGUCUGAACUGCACCGAUUUCUCAGGGUGAGUGUGAUUCUGAGGAAAGCAGGAAGCAGGAGACAACGCAGACAGGCAGAGCGUGCACCGCGAACGGCAACUCCCAGAGAUGCGCACAGAUGUGGGGGUCACCCCAUGUGGGCUCCAGGGCUCUGCCAUGCCUCUGUUUUAGUCAUUAGAAACAGUCUUGACUGAUUCAUACACUCCUUGGUCAGCAAGCGUCUACCUUAAAGUCAUCAGUUUGGUUUGGUUUCUGCUAGCUGUUUAUGUUUUAAGAGGAAAGUGCACAGUGGAUUCUACAAGUUAGACAUGGCACCAGUGUUGCAAGAUUUAAGGAUGUUAUGUUAGAUUAUUCUGGGUGGUCUCCUCUUGUGUCAGAGAAAUAUUCCAAAGCAGUGUGUAUUGGAUAUCAGCUCAGAUAAAAUGCUGUGCUCUGUCUCUCUCACUAUCAGUUAGCUAGCAUCAGGCCAACGUCUCUACACCCCUCCCUCAAAUGCACCAAAGUUCUGGUGUGUCCGCAGGAAGUAGUCCGUUCUGUGUGUGUGUGUGUGUGUGUGUGUGUGUGUGUGUGUGAGAGAGAGAGAGAAAGAUGUUUGAUCUCAGCCUUCAUGGCCCCGCUGUGUCCUAGGAGAGCGAUACCCGAAAAUCUAAAUCCACAUGUUACAUCCUGCUGCCUCCUGAACAUAUUCUGUACAGUUUCAGCAAUUACACAGAUUUACUCCUUAAAUAUUCACAACGAUUCUAUAAUGCUGCGUCACACACAAUGCCGUGAAGUGCAUUUCUUUUCUGCUGUUGAUUAAGCUUGAUUGUUGAUUAUUUUUGUAUUAUCUGUAAACAAUGUGUGGUUUCAUCAGUUACAAAUAUUUGACAUCUUAAAAAUGUUUUGCUUAAAGCUUUGUUGGCAUGCUAGCAAAAUUGCCCUACUAUCUACAUAGCAGCUGGACCAGGAGGGGAUGAGGACAAUAUCUGUUCCUGGAUCAGUGGUUAGCUGGAUGCAAUUUAACUAUGUGCCACUGAGGAAAAGGAAAAUCCCUCUCUGAGUCUGUGUCUUCCCCCUCCCCCACAGUCGGGUUAGAGAACUGGUGGUUUGCGCAAUAUGAAAGUUUCGUGCCUAACGCAAUAGCUUUGAAAAGAACCGGUGUGUCAAAUCAAGUGUGUGAUGGGGAUGGGGUCACGCUGUCCCAGGCACAAGGUAAACCGGGUUGUGGGGAUGUUCCUGACACAGUAGAGGACUGCAUGGAGGUCUGUCGUCCUUGGGGCAGAUUUGACAGCCCCUGUCUGCUUGUUUUCUGUGAUGGAGUUGCUGAGUAAGUUGCAGGAAUGCAUUAUGACAGCUGGUGCACUCCACUCUGUAAUGAUUGCUCAGACUGUUUCAUGUGGAUAUGUUUUGAUGCUCCAAUAAUCAACUUUAAUUCCUCCCGUAAGGGAAUUAGUCAGAAUACUGUGGUUACUAACCGUCGUCAAAUGUUUUAUUUUUAAUCUGUUUGUUUUUACCUUUAGUUUGCUGUGUGCUCCAUGACCAUACUUUCAAACCUAACAUAAUGAUGAUAAUUGUAAAAAGUGUGCAGACAUUUACGAUUGACUGUAUUACAGUUGUUUUGUAUAUAAGAAUUGUAUAAAAAAGCAAUAAACGUCUUUUAUGUUA